CUUUUAAAGAUCUCCAGUUUCGGGAUAUCCCACCUGCCGGCAGGCUCAACUCUCUGAACAACUCCACGAUUUGAAAGCUCAGUGAGCGACCAUCCGAGCAGCUUGCGACUUCUGGAUUCACCUCUCCAUCCUGUGUGACUUGUCCCCGACGCCGAAGCCCUCUAACUCGGCAUACAGUCUGCAGCCUUUGCAAAGUCAGCUUGCCAACACCUCCUACCUGCCGCAUUAAACGAACCCGCGCCCACCACAUCCAGAACGUAGAGCUUCGCCCCAACAUCCUCUAGUCACACUAUACAUACCGACGCAUUCGGCCAGAGCCAUCGGCGAGUCACAUCUCGUGCAGUUAUUCCUCUCCGGCCCUUGCGCCGAAACCAACCCAAUAGCAUGCCUCAACCUCUCAGCGCGAAGGAGAACUCUCUCUUUCGCCAGGUCAUUCGCAACUAUGAAGACAAGCAGUACAAGCGUGGACUCAAGGCGGCCGAGCAGAUCCUUAAGAAGAACCCCAAACAUGGCGACACAAUGGCCAUGAAGGCUCUGAUCAUCAACCAGCAAGGGAAGACGGACGAAGCUUUUGCCUUGGGCAAGGAAGCCCUGAUGGCCGACAUGAAGUCGCAUAUAUGUUGGCACGUUUAUGGGCUGCUCUACCGCCACCAGAAGAACUUUGAGGAGGCCAUCAAGGCGUACAAAUCAGCUUUGAAGCUGGAGCCGGACUCUCUACAGAUACAGAGAGAUCUGGCCUUCCUGCAAGUUCAGAUGCGCGACUACCAGGGAUACGUCCAGAGUCGCACAGCUAUGCUCCAGGCCAGAUCCCAGGUUCGACAAAACUGGACUGCGCUUGCAGUAUCCCAUCACCUAGCAGGAGACCUGGCGCAGGCUGAAAAGGUUCUGACAACGUACGAGGAGUCGCUCAAGACUCCACCGUCUAAAACCGACUACGAGAACUCAGAGGCUGUCAUGUACAAGAACUCCAUCAUUGCUGAGCAAGGAGACUACCAAAGGGCCCUAGAUCACUUAGAAUCGGCUGCUAAGCAUAACCUGGAUCGCCUGGCUUACCUUGAGUGUCGCGCAGAGUACCUUGCCAAGCUUGGAAAGAAGGAAGAUGCUGCGAAAGCAUACCGAACGCUGCUGGACCGAAACCCGGAACAUCCGGACUACUACAACAAAUAUGUGGAGGUGCUGGACAUUGCUGCAGAUGACCAAGCUGCGAAGAAAGCUGUUUAUGACGAAUAUGCUGAGAAGAACCCGCGCUGUGAUGCUGCAAGACGAUUGCCUUUAGACUUCUUGACUGGCGACAACUUCCGAGAAGCAGCUAAGUCGUAUUUAUCCCUAAUGUUGAACAAGGGUGUGCCAUCAACAUUUGCAAACCUGAAGCAUCUGUACACAGACUCGUUCAAGAAGGACACUCUCGGCGCAGUUGCGCAUGAGUACUUAGACGCGAAAAGCACCAGCAAGGAUGAGAAAGAAGCCGUCGAUGGCGAGACUCCCAAGGGUGAGGGUGCGGCACUUUACUAUCUUGCACAACAUUACAACUACCACCUAUCUCGGGACCUUACCAAAGCAAUGGAGUUUGUCAACAAAGGACUAGAACUGGUACCAAACAACCUGGAGUUCCACAUGACAAAGGCUAGGAUAUGGAAGCAUUAUGGCAACACACAAAAGGCAUCAGAGACCAUGGACAAGGCGCGCAACCUCGAUCUCAAGGAUCGAUACAUCAAUACGAAGGCAGCAAAAUACCAGCUGCGCAACGACGAGACAACGAAGGCACUGGAGACACUGGGCUUGUUCACCAGGAACGACUCACCUGGUGGCCCGCUCGCUGAUCUAUUGGACAUGCAAUGUGUAUGGUUCAUGACCGAAGAUGGCGAAGCCCAAGCACGGAAAGGCAAUGUGGGCCUGGCUUUGAAGCGCUUUCACACUGUCUAUAACAUAUUCGACGUGUGGCAGGAGGAUCAGUUUGACUUCCACAGCUUCUCCCUCCGAAAGGGUCAGAUCCGCGCCUAUGUCGACAUGGUUCGAUGGGAGGAUCACGUGCGCGAGCACCCGUUCUACAGCCGAGCUGCUCUUGACGCGGUUAACUUGUACAUCAGUAUGCAUAACAACAAACAUCUGUCCAAUGGGGUAAAUGGCUCUGCCGAUGUCAAUGGUGAGGAUGCCGUGGAGCGUAAGAAGGCUGCGAAGAAGGCACGAAAAGACGCCCAAAAGGCAGAACGAGAGGCAGCAGAGCGAGCAGCCAAGCAAGACCCUAACAAAGGCAAGAAGGUGGAGGAUGAGACCAAGAAGAAGGACGAUGAUCCCAAUGGCGCUAAGCUCAGUGCAACAACUGACCCGUUGGGUGAAGCGACGAAGUUCUUGCUGCACUUGCUGCAGCACAGCCCUCAGCUUAUUGAUGUCCAGAUCGCUGGGUUCGAGGUGUACUUGCUGCGAGAAAAAUACAUCCUAGCCCUCCGUUGUCUCAACGCUGCCCUCGCUUUAGAUCCGGAACAUCCUCGCGUGCACGAGCAAGCCGUUGGCUUCCGCCAUGCGCUCAACUCCAAACUAGACUCCCUGCCUCCUAAGGUCCAGGAAGUUUUGAAGGCUGAAUUCACCGUCAUUCCCCCUUCGACGGACCUCAAGAAGUACAACACCGACUUCGAGGCCAAGCACAAGGAUUCCUCGCUCCACGUCAUCGCAGCUGUCAACACACGGAAGCUGCUUGGCGAUGACCAAGCCACUUGUGAGAAGGAUUUUCUCAAGCUGUUGGAUAUCAAGGGUGUGCAGUUUGAGGAUGCCAAAUUAGCCUUGGACGUUCUGAAGAACUGGAGGAGCAAAGAGGCCCAGGAAUUCAAGGCCAAGUGCCUUAGCAUGUGGCCCGAGGUCACCGCCUUCGCGUAGGUUGCCUUGGCUGAUGGAUUAUUCGAGCCCUUGGGCCAAGUCGGUGAAUUUGUUUUGAUCUCCAGCCGGUGGACUUUCGAUGAGGCUGAGGAUGGACCAAUCCUUGCACGGGAAGAACAUUGAUCACGCCUCAAUACGUUUGUAGUGAGGUGGCCAAAGGCGGUUAAGAGAAAAAGCAUCUCAAGCAAGAAACAAAAUUCGGAGAGUAGACUAACGAUUGCAUACGUAUAGGCAUGAAGUAACAUUAUUGACUGCAUGACAGUAUGUGUUUAACUGAAGCUGGAUGUGCACAUGCAUGUUCGACAAGUCAUCGAACCAAAUAAAGAAAAUAGCAUCGAUUUAUCGCUCAAGUGCGAGUACCGG
Messenger RNA from Pseudomassariella vexata, 3234 nucleotides. Its product is annotated as NMDA receptor-regulated protein 1-domain-containing protein. Bases 385 to 2871 code for a protein of 828 amino acids. Gene Ontology annotation, molecular function: protein binding; protein-N-terminal amino-acid acetyltransferase activity. The transcript is spliced from 3 exons. Lineage: Eukaryota; Fungi; Ascomycota; Sordariomycetes; Amphisphaeriales; Pseudomassariaceae. Gene Ontology annotation, biological process: N-terminal peptidyl-methionine acetylation. The record is from RefSeq and is a predicted model, not a curated record. Gene Ontology annotation, cellular component: NatA complex; cytoplasm.